This is a messenger RNA of Oikopleura dioica, 1527 nucleotides long. The record is from the annotation of a GenBank genome assembly. Lineage: Eukaryota; Metazoa; Chordata; Appendicularia; Copelata; Oikopleuridae.
AUGCAGCUUUUGCGUCGAACACUUGAUGAACUGUCUACACCACUAAUCAAAGACGAGAUUAAUGAGUUCUACAGAUAUCUUUCUACGACGUACUUGAAUGACGAUGCUAAAUUCCCUCCUAGUUCAUGGGCCCUUGCAUUAUCGAUAGGAGCGAGGAAUGGUUCAAAAUUCUUGACUAAUAACAGUCUUGAAAUCAUGAACUCAUCCCUGGUGGAUCAAGGAAUCAACAAUGCGACAGAGCUAUCUACGGUCAUCUCCAUUGCUAAUGGCUUUAAAAGUGAAAGCUUCAGUACGGAAAUUGCUAAGCUUGAGAGCAACAGCCAGCAAAAAAAUGGCUCAAUCGAAGAAGCAAUUGUUUCUGUCGGCUUCGGCUUGAUGAGGGCCAGAUCAAAGGCCGAGUCAUUGAAAUCUACUCAGAAACUCCGACAUUUUAUCAACAACGCCACGCAACCAGAAACUGCUGUAUUUCAAAAUUUGAUUAAAGAAUCAACAGCUGACUCAUACCAGUUUCAAGAAGCAAUGCCUGUGAUGUCCCCAGUUCGCGAUGAGCAAGAAACAGCUGGUGAGCAAGUUGACCCAGAUCCUUUCGCUCAGCAAGGAGGAGAAUUCGAUUUGAGAAGAGUUGCGGCGCCAAUCGCUCAGCCAGUUCAAAGAGUGGAAAGAAGAGUCGAUGAGGAGACGAGCAAUGAUGAAGUCGAUGUGCCAGCUGUUAUCCAUGAGUUCGACCCACCUCCAGUGGACUCUUUACCGUCGGACAAUGAGGAUCGUGAGCCUGAAAACUUUGAAAAAUCGCCAUCUCCAAUACAUUGGGAACGACUUCUGGAUAAAACCGAUGAGAUAGAUGAAACGAUCAGAAAACAGUUUCCAAAUCGUCCUUCGUCUUCAGAAUCGGAGCAAGAAAAUGACGAAGCCGGACAAGCUAAUCGUUCUCGUCCAACAUCUGAUUCUUACCGGAAUUUUGAUGACAGAACUAGUCCCGAAAAGCUGGUUCUAUCUGAACCCAAGCAGCCACGGAAGUAUAUUCGCAGCGCAAAAUCCGCAAAACAGCGCAAAACGCGGGAUCUUUCAUUGUCAGAUUCUGAAUCGGAUCAUGAGCGCCCCGAAUCUUCGCAAAAUACGCGUAGUUUGUGCGCAAAAGUGAAGCGGAAUGCGAAAAAAUCAACCUAUUGCGAGCAUGAUUCCCCACCAAAAAAGAAAAAGAAGAAAACUGAAGCCGAAGUGCGUUUGGCAGCCCAAAUUGCGAAAGAAAAGAAAAUUCUUAAAGAAAGAAAUCGAAAAAAAAGAGAAAAUGAUCCUAAGGGCUACUAUGCUGAUAUAGCAAAUAAACGGCGUCAAACCAUUCAAAGAAAAAAAGAACAAAAUGAAGAGUUGAUCGCAGAGUUACGGGAAGAGCUGGAAAAAAUGAAGGCGGAAAAUGCGAAAUUGCGAAAACGCGAAGAAAUGAGAAAAGCAGAUAUCCCAGACGAUGACGAUUUGAUGCGCCAAUUAAAAGAAGUACUCGCCACUUCCGACGAAGAAGACUUCUGA